Linderina pennispora is the source of this 848-nucleotide messenger RNA. RefSeq lists its product as uncharacterized. The record is from RefSeq and is a predicted model, not a curated record. The transcript has a single exon. NCBI's taxonomy places the organism in Eukaryota, Fungi, Kickxellomycota, Kickxellomycetes, Kickxellales, Kickxellaceae. The coding region runs from base 76 to 624 and encodes 182 amino acids.
CCUUGCCAGUUUCACAAUCCUUUCCCUUUUUCGUCUUUUUUUCUUCAUAUCUUUUAAGGAUAUUUCAUAGCAGCAAUGGCACAGCAGCAACCGGGCCGUAGCCACUCGCAGGCAGGUGGUGGACAGGUGCGUGGCCCAACGCUACCGCCUAUAAGAAACUUGGUUUCAAACAUCCCGCCCACCUACAGGGCUCAGCGCGGGCUACCGCCCAUGAUUCCCAGGGAGCCAGGCAACAGUCGACCUCACAAUGAGCCAGAAACUCAGCCAGCGUACAACUUCGUCCUACAGCCACCACCACCACCCCCACCACCACAGCCAGGCAUACCUGGGGCUGUGCACCCGCACCACCCGCACCACCUUCCGCCAUUUAAUGGCCACUCGCCACUCGGGGCAAUUCGCCAUCACCAGGAGGCACCCUUGGUGCACCAUCGACAUCACCCUUACAGCCCAGCGAUGAUGGUGGGUUUCGAUUUUGCACAUGGCCAGCCCCCACGCACUCCCGGACCCUGGCCAGCACCGGCCUACAUAUCUGGCCCUCCGGUGAUGGGGCCGCCAAUACCUGGGUAUCCCGCAUGGCCUGCCGCCGCCGCCGCCGGUAGAUUAUGCGGCUUAUCAUCAGCAUGAUUUUGUCUUCGGACGGCGGAAUCGGCGCACGCAGGCGUGCAAGUACUGCAACAAGAAAAAGGUGCGGUGCGAGGGCGGCAAUGGCGACAAGGGAGCGCCCUGUGAUAUGUGCGUGCGGCUGGACAUUCGGUGUGAGUGGGGAGAGAGGAGGAAGCGCGGGCCCAAGCCGAGGAACAGACGACAAGCCAGCACACCGUCCCCGUGCCGUUUAUCCAUCCAGCCAA